CUGCUAUAGUAUAAGGGCGGUACAGUUGCCAGUGCCUACUUGCACGCAUCAGCCAGUGAAGACGGAUAUAAAUAGUAGGCUAACAGUUAAUUUGUUAGGUAAGGAAUUCGAGAGGGGCCUGGCUGUGAGAAUUUGAUACACGGACAGGUAACUCAAGCAUUGCUGAUUCUCGGUGUAUCCAGUCCAUAUAUAAGUCCUCAUCGGCUGACAUCAGUCACCACAAAGCCUUACAUCCUCUGCUUUGGACACCGGCAAGGCGAGACAAUCAAAGCGGAUUAAUAUGUCACUCACUUCUAUCCUUUCCGCGGAGGAUAUUGAGAAUGCCGUUAAGGAGUUCCAAGCCCCAGACUCCUUCAGCUUCAAGAAGUUUUUCCAGCUGUGUGGCCUGACCUCCAAGUCUCCCAAAGAAGUCAAAGAUGUCUUCCAGAUCCUUGACGACGACAACAGUGGCUACAUCGAGGAGUCAGAGCUCAAGUUCUUCCUGCAACGGUUUGUUCCCGGGGCGCGGACACUGACAGACGCUGAGUGCAAAGGCUUCCUGUCUGCGGCUGAUGAUGACAACGACGGCAAGAUCGGAGUAGAAGAAUUCCUGAUCAUGGUCCAGUCCUGAGAGAUCCAUGGGCGCAGAGAGAGCAGCAGGUGUUCGUUCUCCUCUCCUUCCUCCAGCUUCCAGCCUCCAGUCUACUUCCUCAAGCCUACAGCAGCCUCCAUUCCUGGAAAUUUGAUUUUCUCUGUCCUGCUUGAAUUGUACCCUUCAAGUUUGAUUUUUGUCAGAGCCCCUCUCGAUUCAAUUACAUUUUGAAUCCAUGAGACCAUUUUUUUUGCCUUUUGAUUAAGUUCUAGAAGGUUGUAUAGCUGUAUCGCUCCAUGUUUCCUUCCAAUGCACACCACAUUGUCUAUCAAAGAAAUGAAUAAACACAUUGUAACUUA
Molecule: messenger RNA, 930 nt
Organism: Oncorhynchus nerka (sockeye salmon)
Lineage: Eukaryota; Metazoa; Chordata; Actinopteri; Salmoniformes; Salmonidae
Product: parvalbumin, thymic CPV3-like
Exons: 5
Coding region: 281-610 (109 amino acids)
Cellular component (GO): cytoplasm
Molecular function (GO): calcium ion binding
Source: RefSeq, a predicted model, not a curated record